Centropristis striata (black sea bass) is the source of this 6581-nucleotide messenger RNA. RefSeq names its product microtubule-associated protein 2 (gene map2). Bases 416 to 5818 code for a protein of 1800 amino acids. Gene Ontology annotation, cellular component: neuron projection. The transcript has 19 exons. The record is from RefSeq and is a predicted model, not a curated record. Gene Ontology annotation, molecular function: microtubule binding. Lineage: Eukaryota; Metazoa; Chordata; Actinopteri; Perciformes; Serranidae. Gene Ontology annotation, biological process: neuron projection development; microtubule cytoskeleton organization.
GAAAUGAUGAGGUGAUCCUCUCUGUCUCAGGGAGAACCGGCUCCACAUUCCUCUCUGUCUCUUCUCUGUUUUCAGUCAGAUUUAGAUGGUUUUGUGUUGCGGAAUUCAAUCAGAUAUUAAAAAAUCAGAUCUGAGCAACAGAUCUAGGGAACAGAUCUGUGACAAAGGUCUCGGAUGUUAGCCUUUCUUCUGAGCUGUGGACAACAUCCCAUCUCGCCUGGUUCUACUGGCAGGCUGUCCCUCUUGGAUUUUGAUAUUCUUCUGACAAUCUUGACGUCAAACCGGUGAGAUUUGGAGAGAGGACAGAAGUUUUUGCAUCAAGCUUGAGUCAUCCUCCAGUCCCUGAACACCUCAGCAGCCAGAAGGAGAGACCCCGCCCCUGGCCCACCCUCCCCUGCUGCUAGCUAGCACCAGCAUGGCAGACAGUCGACAGCCAGAGGACGGUGCCCCCCAGUGGGACCCGUCAGGGGGCCAGGAGCCCUCCGGCCCCCACGGGGCCAACGGCUACUCCUCCUCCGCCUACAGGAGCUGUCAGCCGGGUGGAGGGGCCCACACCGGCCCCUACUCCGCCAGGGAGAACGGCUUCAAUGGGGAGCUGACUGGGGCCCCCGCGAUCACUGCAGAGCAAGUGUCAGCGCGGAUCGUACAGGAAGUGACGGCUGAGGCGGUCGCAGUACUGAAGGGAGAGCAGGAGACUCAGAGGCUGCCAUCAGUUGAAGACACCACGAAUUUACCUCCCUCUCCUCCGCCCUCACCUGCUGCAGAGCACUUUGGUCCUCUGGAACAAGAUGUAGGGGAUGAGGAGGAGGCGGGCCCUCUCCGUCGCUUCCAAAAUUCUCGGGAGAGGUGCAAGUUCCUCGCCCCCUCCAUCUCAGUUUCCGUGCCUGAAGACGACCCGUACCACUCCGACGAGGAGUACUAUGAGCACCCAUUGUUCAGCCCAGAGUGGACCCACUCGGGCUCUCGGCCCACUGGGCAGGCUGCUGUGGCCUUUAGACAGAUUGAAGAAGAGACCAUGGAGGCUCUUACAGCUGAAUACGAGGAGGAGGAGGUGGAAGAGGAUGAGGAGGAGGAUGAUGAUGAGGAGGAGGAGGAGGAGGCAGCUCUUGAUGAGCAGCAGUGGAGCGGGGAAGAGCCCGAGCUGGACAGCCCCACAGCUGAGCCUUUAGAGCAGGCAGAGGCCCUAGACCAGGCCCAGGAAGUAGACCUGGAGCCGGCUGGAGCAGCUAGUGCUGCUGCAGGGAGCUCUAUGGAGGGAGAGGAGGAGGAGGAAGAGGAGGAGGAGGAGGAGGAGGAUGAAGCAGAGGGUGAGGAGAGCCCUGACACAGCCUCGAAGAUGGACUCAGACAAGCAGGGCAGCGAGAAAAGUGGUUCCAUGAGCCCAGACAGCAUCGGAUCGGAGAAACGCCCCGAGGAGUUUUUUGAGCCCCAGAUGCAAGGGUUCUUUGCUGGGGAACGAGUCGUACCGGAGAGCCCCACCAUGGAUAUGCCAUCCUUUGUACCGCCGAAUGUCCAAAACCAAGCCAAAGAAUCAGCCAGAUCAUUCACACUUCAGCCUACGUACGGAGAGCCGAUCACAGUGUCGGAGAAACAGCCAUCAGUGGAGGUGGUGGAGAUCAGCAGCAUCGGAUCGCCGGCUGAUUUCUCAAUACCAGGAGACAAAGUCCAAGGAGGAGGCGACUCGACGACGGACGCUAGAGACCGUUCUGGCAUGUCGGCAUAUUUUGAAACCUCAGCUAUGGAGGUUGAGGAGGCUCCCCAAUGUAAGGGCGAGGGUUAUUACGAACUGAGCAGAUCUGGCGAGGAGAAGAGUAAAGAAGAAGCCGGACCCCCAGUAGAGAUCAGCUACAGCACACUGGCGGAAGUUCAGGAUAAACCGGAAACUAAAGAAAGUAAAGCAGAAGACACUAAGGUGUUCACGGUUCCAGACAGGAGUAACGAAUGCAGGCUUUCUCCGGGUAAACUGGCCUUAGAGCAGAGGAGCUACUCACUCAACAUCACCAUUGGAGCAGUAGAUCCAAGUGGCCAAGGCAGACCUAGGAACUUCUCCCCGCUGGCUACAGAUAUCAUGUCCUACACUAGUGGAAGUCUAGACGAGUCGGCCGACUACCUCCCGGUCACGACACCCUCCACGGAUAAGCCUCCAGCCUUUCCUCCGCUGAUCCUGGAGACCGCAGCCUCCGUUACUUCAGAUUCCUCAUCUCCUCCGAGGACCACCGAAUCUGUUUCCAAACCCAGUCCUGAACCGGACUCUCCAGAAUCGCCACAGCCCCUUAAGACCGCCUAUAAAAACGGCACAGUGAUGGCGCAGGACUUGCCCGAGAUGCUGGACCUCGCCGGUACCCGAUCCAGACUGGCGUCAGAAAACAACGACCCAGAAAUCACCAGGAGAAAGUCAAUCCAGGCUGAUAUUCCUGCAUUCGCGGAUGACCCUCUUGCUAGCCUAGUUUCAGGGGAACUAAGCCCCAGGAAGAGCGACAGCCAGCUGGAAGAGAUGGGCUAUUGUGUGUUUAGUGAGUAUUCGGGGCCCAUGCCGUCACCUGCAGAUGUUUUCAGCCCUACUAGUGCACCUGUACAGUCCUUCACCCACUCCGUCUUGGAAGAGAAAGUGGCUGAGCAAGCUAGGAAGCUAGCAGUCCGAGAUACAUCCAUGGACGACAAGAGCCAGCCAGCUGAGAAAGGAGCUGCUGAGAAAGACAAGGUGGAAGAGAAAGACCAGAAGCAAGUCGAGAGAAAAGAUUCAGCUGAGGAAAAGAAGAAGGUUGCAGAUGAACCGUUGAAAACAUCUGCAAGCGAGAUGCCUCCUGCUCAGCCGAGCGAGUCCUUCGUGACUCCAACAGUUACUGUGACUCUAGAAGAAGGCUGGAGGUCCGGGAGUGAGACCGAACGCCAGGCCAGUGGCGAAGGCUCGGCGUCGGAGACCGAGAUCGCCGACUACGAGAGGCAGAUCCGCAAACUGGAGAUGGAGGACAGGCCUCUGAGCAUGGAGGAGGAGAGGGAGCUGCAGGAGCUGAGGGAGAAAGUGAAGCUGGUCCACCAGGAGGCCUACGAGGAAAUAGAUGCCGAAGAUGUUUACCAGUUGACCGGAGUGGCCAAAGACCGGAUUGCAAGGCCGGUCAAGACUUCUCCUGCUUCGUCCAUUGACAGCAACAUUGACGAUGACAAGUUGCUCUCUCCGGUGCUCUCACCGUCAAAACUCAAACAAAGAGAAGUUUACGGCUCCCCGAAAAGAACGCCAUCACCCGUGUUAGGAAUUAACCGAGAGAGAGAGGAGGCCGAAAGGAAAAUGAGGGAAGAGCAAGAGAAGGAAGCAGCCGAGAAGAAAAUGAAAGAAGAGAAAGAAGAGGCGGAGAGGAAAGAAAGGGAAGAGAAAGAGAAGAAAGAAAGGGAAGUGAAAGAGAAAGAAGAGAAGGAGAGGAGAGAGAAAGAAGAGGCGGAGAGGCUACUGAGGGAGGAGAAAGAAAGGAAGGAGAAAGAACAGCAAGAGUUGGAGAUGAAAGAGAAGAAGGAGAAAGAGGAGCGAGAGAGGAAAGAGAAAGAGGAAAGGGAGAAGAAGGAAAGAGAAGAGAGGGAAAAGGCGGAGCAAGAGGAGAGAGAAAGGAAAGAGAAAGAGGAGAUAGAGAGGAAAGAGAAAGAGAAGAAAGAAAGGGAGGAAAAGGAAAGAAUAGAGAAGGAGCUGAGAGAGAAGGAGGAGAAGGAGCUGAGAGAGAAGGAGGAGAAAGAAAAGAUAGAGAAGGAACUAAGAGAGAAGGAGGAGAAAGAAAAGAUAGAGAAGGAACUAAGGGAGAAGGAGGAGAAAGAGAAGAUGGAAAGGGAACUGAAAGAGAAGGAAGAGAAGGAGAAAGUGGCAGAGAUGGACAAAAAGGAGAAAGAGGCUGAAAAGGGUAAAGAAGGAGGUGAGGAAGAGGAGUUGGAGAAGGCAGUGGCAGGAGCGUCGGUGGUGAAGGAGAUCCCAGAGACUCGAGCCGCCAUCGAGUCAGUCGUGACAGUAGAAGACGACUUCAUCACCGUGGUUCAGACCAUCGACGAGGCCGACGAGCCGGGACACAGCGUCCGUUUCUCCGCUCCGCCCGAAGCUCUUUGUGUCGCUGCCGAGAAGGAGGAGGAAGAGGAGGAGGAGGAGUCUGUGGAGUUGGCCCAGGAGGCGGACAUGGAGGCGGCUAGUCUAGAGGAGGUGGUAGAUGUUCCUGAGACCCCCGCCUCCCCCGAGAAGGAGGCUCAAACCGUAGAAACCGAAGGACAGACAGAAAGCUACGAUAGAGAUGAAACCACGAUGGACGACUCCAUCCUGGACAGCUCCUGGGUCGACACGCAAGAUGAUGAUAAGAGUAUGGCGACAGAACAGAUUGAGCCUUUGCCCAAGUCGUCCAGCCCAGUCAAACACCCUGCGGUGGCUCAGAACAAGCAGACACAACAGAAAAAGACAGAGAAACAGGAAAAGCCUGCCAAACCAAAGGCCAAAGGAGGGCGGACUAAAGGCCGGAUCUCCACACCAGAACGCAAACCGGUCCGCAAGGAACCGGUCUACAUCCCCAGAGAGGAAGUCAAGAAGAAAAAAGCUGUGAUAAGGAAGGGCGAGCUCACCAAAAAAAUGGAGAAUCAGAGUCAAUCCCCGUCCAAGAGGACCGUGAUGAAACCAGCCGCCCGCCCGACCCGGCCCACCCAGCACCACUCCUGCCCCAGAAGGAGACCCACAGAGGCGAUCCCAGACAGCCGUCAGCCUCUCAGUGUUGCCAGACAGUCUCGUGACAGAGCAUCGGACGGGGGGUCUUGGAGUCCUGAGAAGAGGUCCUCGGUGCCGCGACAUGCCUCCAUCCUGAGUCGUCGCCCGUACCACGACCACGAGGAGAGCUCCACCUCCAUCACCAGCUCCGGCUCCACGGCUCCUCGCAGACCCACAACGUUUCGCACAGAGAUGAGAGCAGAGUACAGGACAGGACGAGCCCCGAGCAUGACAGUUGCAGAAUCGGUGCGUUCCCGUUCGGCUCGUAGUGGCCACUCCACCCCUCGGACCCCCGGCUCCUCGGCCAUCACCCCAGGGACCCCUCCCAGCUACUCAUCGUCCUCCAGGACCCCCGGGACCCCGCGCUCCCUCAGCUUGAUCUCCGGGGACAGGAAGGUGGCGGUGGUCCGCACCCCGCCCAAGUCCCCCGCAACCACACCCAAGCAGCUCCGCAUCAUCAACCAGCCGCUGCCGGACUUCAAGAACAUCAGGUCCAAGAUCGGCUCCAUAGAGAACAUCAAGUACCAGCCCAAAGGAGGACAGGUUCUCAUCCCCAGUGUUAAGCUGGACUAUAGCCAUGUUCAGUCUAGGUGUGGCUCCUUGGACAGGCGGGGCUACUCGGCAGGAGGUGGAAACGUGAUGAUCCAGAAUAAGAAGAUCGACUUGAGCCACGUGACCUCCAAGUGUGGCUCUCUAGACAACAUCCACCAUCGACCAGGGGGCGGUAACGUGCGUAUAGAGACCGUGAAGUUGGACUUCAGAGACAAAGCCCAGGCCAAGGUGGGUUCCCUGGAGAACACCCACCACACUCCUGGUGGAACCCGAGUCACGGUGAGUGUCAGCUCCACGCUCCCAACACAUGAUCUCAAGAUUGAGACCCACAGGUUGUUGUUCCGUGACCAGGCCAAGGCCCGGGUGGACCACGGGGCUGACAUCAUCAGCCAGUCUCCGGGCCUGUCGGGCCUGGAGUCGCCCACCCAGCGCCAGCGGGACAGCCACCUCUCGUCCUCCGGCAGCCUCAACAUGCUGGAGUCGCCUCAGCUCGCCACGCUGGCGGAGGACGUGACCGCCGCUCUGGCCAAGCAGGGUUUGUGAACACUGGAUCUGCACGCCAGACAUCCUCCGCCCUGAUCCUUUCAGACUUUUCUGCCCCACUCCUGAGGCCGACCUCACCUCAGCUAAAACCACAGCCUCUAAACAUCUCCACUUCAAAGGUCCAUCACUCACCUCUAAGUAGAGACUCGAAUUAGGAGCUACUGUACUUCUGGUCUUCUUUAUUUCCCAAAUAUGUGCUAUUUCUGACUCAUUUCCUUGGCCUCUCUCUCUCUCUCUCUCUCUCUUUUUGAAUGAUGUUGCAUAGAAUAGUUCCAACUGGUCCUAGAUUCAAUGGUAUAUACAUAUACAAAGACGGGGCUUAACUGGUCCUGGAUCAGUGUUUGAAAGAAGCUACAGCCUUUUUUUUUCUACAUUAAAUAAGAAGUUUUAAUGUGGCCCGCACACACCAUGCAGCACGUGUUGUUCUUGCUCAGUAAAAACGUGCAUGGACGCCAAACCCCCCUAACAAACCAAGCAUCCUUACUGCAGAUCAUUCCUGUCAUCCAAUAUAUAAUAUAUUUAACAAAUAUAUAUAGAAACAUGUAUAAAAAUCUUUGCCAUCUUACAUGUCCUGAAAACAUUUUAAAAGGAAAGUGACAAAUAUGGCUAUAAAAUAUACCUGUAAAAUUGCAUUUACUGCAAGAACUAGGUCAUGUUAUGACAAGCAUGUAUUGAUUCUAAUAUUAAAAAGAGGCUAUUUUGUAAUCUAAAAAAAAAAAGGAUUUUAGUAAGUUAUUUCCUCAAUUAUUGGAUAAAGAUUAAA